Molecule: messenger RNA, 1329 nt
Organism: Phoenix dactylifera (date palm)
Lineage: Eukaryota; Viridiplantae; Streptophyta; Magnoliopsida; Arecales; Arecaceae
Source: RefSeq, a predicted model, not a curated record
AUGUAUGACAAAAAACGAAGCAUUCAAGUUGUCAAGAUUCAUUUGAUGUUAAAAGGAAUCUCGCCUUCUUACAAGACUUGGGUGCAACAUGGAGAAUUCGUUCACGUGCAUCAAUCUUGUGUUUCAAAUGAUGCUAACUGUGACAAUGGUGGAGGUGUUGAGGAUAGAAUGGCUGGGGAUGGCACCGAUGAUAGGGACGAAUUGUCUAAUAUGCUGGAAGCUGUUUACAUGGGCGCUUUCAUGAAUGACGAUAUUGACAAAUUGCCUAAUAACUUGGGGAGGGAGGAUGCACAGAAUUUUGAUAAGUUGUUCGAUGAUGCUCAACGACCCGUUUAUCCUAGUUGCAAAACUUUUAUAGUAUUAUCAUUUGUUAUUAAGAUGCUUCAUAUUAAGGUGGACAACCAGUGGAGCAACUCCUCUUUUGAUAUGAACAUGAAGGAGAAUGUGAACCUGGAGAAAUGCCCUAUAUGUGAUGAGCCUAGAUAUAAGCUGAAUGAUGGUAAUAGUAAGAAGAUCCCUCAUAAAAUUUUGUGGUACUUUUCUCUGACACCGAGAUUGAAGCGCUUAUUUUUGUCCCCGAAAAUAGCUGUAGAUAUGAGAUGGCACAAGGAGAAGCGAGUGGAUGACGAAACAUCAAGACAUCCGGCUGAUGGGGAGGAAUGGAAGAACUUUGAUCGGCAACAUCCUGAGUUUUCCAAGGAUCUGCGGAAUGUGAGGUUAGGGCUAGCCACCGAUGGUUUCAAUCCUUUUGGAAAUAUGAGCACAUCAUACAGUAUGUGGCCCGUUAUCGUGAUGCCUUAUAAUCUUCCACCUUGGAAGUAUAUAAAAAAGCAAUUUUGUAUGCUGUCAUUGCUUAUUCCCGAAAAAAUGGCUCCCGGUAAAGAAAUAGAUGUUUACUUGAGGCCAUUAAUUGAUGAGUUGAAAGAGCUUUGGAAGAAUGGUGUGCAAACUUAUGAUGCCUCUAGUGGAAGUACAUUUAGAAUGCAUGCUGCUCUCAAGUGGACCAUUAAUGACUUUCCUGCAUAUGGUAACAUGUCUGGAUGGCCAACAAAAGGUUAUUUGGCUUGUCUCAUUUGUAACAAAGAUGCUUCAUCAGAACGUUUGAGGAGUAAGAUUGGUUAUAUGGGUGUGAGGCGUUUCUUGCCUGAGAACCACAUAUGGCGAAAGAGCAAGCUCUUUAAUGGUAAAAGUGAGGAUAGGUCAAGGCCACGAGAGUUCACGGGAGAAGAGAUCUUGGAGCAAAUUAAUUCAGGGACAUACAAGCCAUUGGGCAAGCAUCCAAGCAUUAAUAAGAAAAGAAAAAGGGGCAAAGAUGAUGACACGAUUUGA